Kalmanozyma brasiliensis GHG001 is the source of this 558-nucleotide messenger RNA. RefSeq lists its product as uncharacterized. The record is from RefSeq and is a predicted model, not a curated record. NCBI's taxonomy places the organism in Eukaryota, Fungi, Basidiomycota, Ustilaginomycetes, Ustilaginales. The coding region runs from base 1 to 558 and encodes 185 amino acids. The transcript has a single exon.
AUGCUCUCGACCUCACGCAACCGCAAGGCCGUGUACGAUCCAACACCCACUCUAGAGUGGCUAGAUGUAGCCCAUCCGCUCGAGUAUCCUCGAGUAGUGGAGCUUCCGAACGAUCUCAGGUGGGAUCCAUCUCCUGCGCUUGCAGGUGAGCUUCUCAGCUUGUUCGAAUCACGUCUUGGAUACAGUCGGACCGACGUCGCGGAUCUGACGGGUGGGGAUCGGGCCCGCUUGGCGCAUGAUCUGCCAACAUUCAAGGAGGCCUUCGGCAUGAACCGAUUUGUGUAUGUCUUCAAGCUUCCGACACGCCCAGUCCUCAUCACUGCCCACACAAGGAGUCUGUUCAGACAGGACAAUCCUCACCCAGUUGCGCUGGUGCUGUGGACCAUCGAUCAGGACUCGGCUCGGGCACCCGUGCUUUCGCUUCGUGCCGCGUUUGGGGUCAAGAUCGGCCUCUACGCAAAGAUGCGAAGAAGACCGGGAAAGGCUGUGUACAAUCCAGGCUCCUGGACGGACGGUCCGUCCCCGAGGAGGCUCUUGUGGCUUCACUCGCAUGAUUGA